AUGUCGCAUGUACAGGGAUGGCAAAAUCAGGCCGGCAUUCUGCAAAGCCUUGCGCGCAUCGACUCACCUCUUCUUGGCCUCAAUGGCAUCGUCUCACCACAAUCUCCCUACGACCUAGACGGCUUUCCUUUGUCAGGAAGUCCCGCCUUCAACGCUCACCACAGGCAUCAGUCUCUGCAGUACUUCCCUCAGCAGAUGGCAAGAGCAUCACCUCACCUGCAGCAAGUGCGCGAGGAUGACGAAGAAGACGAAGAGGAUUACGCCAAGAGUCCAUCCAAGACGCCAGAGCCCCCUAAGCCACAGCAAGUCGAAAUGCAGGCCGAAAUGCAGGACGCUCAGUACCACCUCGAAGAGCAGCUCCGCAACCAGCUCGAGCAUGAGGACUACAAUCCCCAGACCCAGAGCAACUCUGCUACCAACCAUGAGAAUCUUGCUUCCGCCCAUGACCGUCAAGCUUCUGGCAAUUUGGCUGUUUCAGAGCACUUUGCCAAUGACCAGGCCAAGCCAAUUGUUCUUCAUCAUCCCCGCCCUCACAGUCGUGGCCAGUCCCUUACGCAAACAUUCUUCCGAGACCACGAAGCGCAAGCUGAUGGAUCCGACUUUGGUCGACUCAAUGGCAUUCCCGAGUCUAACAAACCCGAGGGUGAUGAAGCCUACGAGAUUGAGACAAAUCCUAGUAAUCUGGGCACUCCUGUGCAAAAUUUCGAUUUCCCUGCCAUGCUACACCAACAUCAAAAGACCAUGUCAAGCGCAAGCAAUCCCUGGAAUAAUGCCAACGAGUCGGUCGCGCUUUCUGAUCAAGAAAGGAAAACGUCAACUUCGAAGCUCAAUGUCAAGGCGCCUGAGUUCAAGUUCAAUCCUACAAGCAACUUCACCCCUGGCGGACUCAAUUUCUCUUCUGCUUCUACUUUCCAACCUGGCGCAGCAAGCUUCCAACCUGCAAUAUUUCAAGCUGGAGUCGAGGACUACGUCGAGCCGGAUCCUCAUAUGACCGAAUUUGGUAGCAGCGCUUUUGGUAUGACCGCUAGCUUUCCUUCGUUUGCUCCAAGCCAGAGCAAAUUUAGCUUCUCUACGUCCGGACCCAAGUUUAGACCUGACGCGCCGUCAUUCACCCCAUUUCAACCCCUUGUCAACUCACUGAACAAAUCUGAGAAGGGGCACCAAGGGCGCACAGACUCCAUCUUCGGAAAUAUCAACAUCGACACGAGCGAGAUUGUCCACCCCACUCGCACUUCCAAGGCCAUCCCUAUCGUUCGGCCAUCUAGCAGAUCGUCGGCGAAGUCGCCCUUGCCGGGUGUUGCUGAAUGGCCUAACGACGAAACCGACAGCGAUGGCCGUCUCGUCCAGGAUGAAUCACGAGCCAAGCGCGCCAGGAGUCUUGCACCAGAAAACCAAGAUAUAGCUCCAUUUGCACAGAUGCCUCUCGCCAGCAUAUCGGAAAGCACCCAUGACAAAUCUCUGCUCAUUGACACUUCAAUAUCGUCCGCUGGCACUGCAGAUGAGGUAGAGACCAAGCACACCACUGUUGUACCUCAGGAAAGUUUACCGUCUGCUAAUAACGAUGAAUGGCAGCCCCUGCAGACCGUCAAAGAUGCCGUUAUCAAUAGCCACAAGGCCCAACACUCCGCAGAAUUGAAAGCGAAGAAGCAAGCCCACAAGAGAAACUCGCUCUCCGCUACUGCUAUCCCGUUCUCGCCCGGCGCUCUUUCUUAUGGAGAGGAGUCACCGACCACACUGACCCGCGCAGAGCCAAGCCCUGUCAAGAUGACGCACUCUGGUUCCAUUUCCGAUUUGAAGAAGAUUACUCCAAAGAUCUCGGGCGAGUCUCAAUUUUCAUCCCCCUUACCCUCCGCCAAACCAAAGGGUCUGAAAGCUUCUCGCUUUGCGCAGCCCGAGCUCCAGCCCGCUCCUGCUUCUUUACCGGAGCCUCGACCCGAAGAGAUUGCCUUGAAGGACACAUUUGCCAAUGUCAUGCCAUCUAUUGAGGCUCAAGACACACUGAUUGAACUUGGCGAGGAGUCCGUCGAGACGGACGCUAAGACGGAUGAGCCUACAUUUGAAGAGAUUGACGCCGUCAUGCAACAAAUGGAGACCGAUCCGAGCAUGGGCGUCAAGAAGAAGCCACUGCAGAAGUCAAUGUGGAACCAGACCAGCCCAAUCGCCAGCCGACAGCCCUCCUACACGUUACGCGCCGUCGCGCACGACUUCGUUCCUCAGUUCGAUCAGCCAGUUCCUCCGUACCCCAAGGAAUCGCAGCUGGAGGACCCCUUUAUCGACCCGCCUGACGCCUGGGACAAUGAACAGCAGCACGUUGGUAUGCCUUCCAGCGACUGGGAAGGCGCUUUCUCCGAAGAGGAGCAUUCCAAGCUCGAGAACAGGACCCAGUUCUUUGAUGGCAGAGUCAACGAGAUUGUUGGUAGCCUACUAGCGUCUCGCCUCGAGCCCAUGGAGAGAACACUACUUUCAAUCCAGUCUGCUCUCGGUAGUAAGAGCCAUCGUGCUCCAUCUCGGCUCGAUAUUAGAAGCACGACUGGUGAAAACCAGGAAAGCGAUGCUGAUGACGAGGACGAUGAGUUGGUCAUCAAGCGUUCCAUGAGCCCGCGCAGAGAUCGCCGCAUGGAUCAAAUCCGUGUCGCCAUAACCGAAGCUUUAGCUUUACAGCAGCAAAAUGUCCAACCAGCCAUUGAGGCGCCAGCCGUCGAACACCUGUCUAUCUUGUCUGCUCUCGAAGAGAUGAAGCAGCACAUCAGCACAUUGAAGAACACACUCGAUGUCGACCGUGACCUCGGGAAUGGGCAUGCUGAAGAUAUGAGACGUGCGUCUCAAUCUGAUGAUGCUAUCCUCGCUAAACUGGAUCAACUGCAAACAAAGAACAUUGACCUGGAGCAGCGCCUGCAGUUCGAGCAGCAAAAGAUCGAAAAGGAAGUCCAGGAGCGUCGGGAGGCAGAGGACGCUGCCGCUGAGCUAAGCCGCAAGCUGAACGCUGCCGAGACUCGCGUCGAAGUUGAAAUUAUCAACAAAAGUGUAUAUGACCAGCGUGUGGGAGACCUCGAAGAGCGUCUCAGAUUGCAAGAAGAAAAGACGGAAGAGCAGCUCAAGCAGCGCCGCCUACUUGAGGAUAAGCUUUGUGAUGUCCAGCGUCAACUCAAGCAUGCUUCUGAGGAAGAAAGUCGCCUUACCGAAACCCUUGAGGACCGUGAUCGCAGGAUCAAGGAGUUGGAGCAGGCUGCCGGCAAGAAAGCUAUGCGUAUGACUCUGCUGGAGGCUGCUUCUAACAACGCAAGUCAGUCUCAGAGUGAAAUGACCAACAAGCUCAACGCUUUGGAAGGUGACUUGAAGGAGGUCCGCCAGGACAACACGCACUGGCGCACGGAGGCUGAGCGAGCUGAUGAGAACGCUCGCCGCAACGCUGGCGAGCUUGCUGUUGUUCGCGACGAGAAUAAGAGCCUUCAGAACUUUCUCCAGACUCUCACUGCUCAGCUGCAAGAGAAUGAACGUCUCCGUGAAUCCUGGCGAGGCAAGUUCAUGUCUCUUCAAGAGGACAUGGCUAAUGCUGCUCGUGAGGUCGCCGAAGAGAGUGCCAGACGCAUAAAGAAGGACCAGGCUAUGCUUGCCCGCCAAGAAGUGCUCGAUGCCAGAUUACAGGCCGAAGCAAAGACGCGUGAGCGUCUCGAAGUUGAGAUGGAACGCCUUCAAACCAAUGAAAGAAGCGGCAUGCGUGCUCUCAACGAAUGCACACGCCUUGAGGGGAUCCUUGGUCAACUUCGUACCGAGAAAGACAAGCUCCAGCAGACGGCUUCCCGCUACCAGCGUGAGUUUGAAGAAGCUCGUGAGUCGGGCGCCAGCGAGGUCAAGCGCACAAGAAUGGCUCUGCAAACCGAGAUUGACGCAGCCAACCACCAGGUCAACAUGGUCCGCCGGGAGCUUGAAGAUCAAAAUGCAAAGCUCCGUGCUGAGAUUGACAAUAUCAGACUCGAGGCCGACACCGCCAAGGAGCGUAAUGAGAUGCUCCUGGAGGGAGAGCAAACCUCUAAGGCCCAAGCCCUAGAAGAACUUCAGCGCAAGCAUCAGAACGAGAUUGAGGACAUGCAAACCCGCUAUGAGCGCCAGAUCGGAAAUGCUGCUGAGGACAACCAACGAUCGGAGGAGGCGUUAUUGGAGCGCCUCAGCCUAUCCUCGUCCAAGAUUGAACAUCUCAAAGACCGCAUUUUGCACCUCGAAGACAAGCUCGAGAUCUCUAAGCAGGCCGCUGCUGCUGCUGCGCAGGCUGCCAAGGUGGCGGGAGUCGAGUCCGCCCAUGCCGCUGCUCCAGGUGCUGUUCCAGUUGUUACAAAUCGCACUGCAGUCGCUUCUAAACUGCCCGAAAAGAUCUCACCCCAAGCCCUCCGUGAAUCAAUCAUGGUUCUCCAGGAGCAGCUCCAGGCCCGCGAGCAGCGCAUUGAAGAGCUUGAACAAGACGUUGCCAAGCUGGAUCCUGAAGCAUCUUCCAAGAUUUCGAAGCGUGACGACGAAAUCAGCUGGCUGCGUGAGCUCCUUGCUGUAAGACACAGCGAUCUGCAGGACAUCAUCGCGACCCUGGCUAUUGACUCCUUUGACCGCGAGAGAGUCAAGGAUGCCGCCAUUAGACUCAAGGCCAACCUACAAAUGGAGGAGCAGGAGCGCGAGCGAGCAAUGAACGGCGGCUCAGCUAUUACUCUGCCCAACAUUGCUCAGAGCAUCCAAGCCGCUACUCCGCGAGUCGCGCAGACCAUCGGCUCUAGCCUGAAUGCCUUUGAUCGAUGGAGAAAGUCCAGCCACCCGUCGUUCUUGGCUGGCGUGCUCAACUCGCCCUCGGCGGGUCCUGCCUCCACGCCCUCGCGAAGCAAAGGCCCAAGUGCCCAGCAGUCCAAGCUUCUCAGCGGGCUUCUGACGCCUCCUGCGUCUGGCCUUCGUCAAACACCCACGGCUGAUGGCAAGCCUCAGCCUACUGCUUUUGCCAGCACUGGACGCCGGUUCCCGUCUCACGGCAGUGCCCACAACCGUCCACGCGGAGAGUCUGAAUCUUCUGCUCUGGUGGAGGAGGAGGGAUAUGGGGCUCCAGCGGACAGCACGCCGCGGCGUCGCCAGGAACAGCCAGCGGACCCCGUCACGCCGCCCAUGAUACGCCAGAGUGGCUACGACUCUGACGCUCAGCCUGGCGACUUUGAUGACCAUGACUUCUUUGAGGAUUGA
Beauveria bassiana ARSEF 2860 is the source of this 5211-nucleotide messenger RNA. Its product is annotated as myosin class II heavy chain. The coding region runs from base 1 to 5211 and encodes 1736 amino acids. Lineage: Eukaryota; Fungi; Ascomycota; Sordariomycetes; Hypocreales; Cordycipitaceae. Gene Ontology annotation, cellular component: cytoskeleton. The transcript has a single exon. The record is from RefSeq and is a predicted model, not a curated record.